GUGUUAGCUGCAGAAAGGCUUCAGGGAUCCUUCUGCUGGCUGUGGCAGAAUUGCCUCAGUCUCCCUGACUUCAGUCAUGGAUCUCCAGCCUGGAGAGGAGACCUCUGGGAGCAGGGGAAGAGGGGGACCUGUGCUGCACAUUGUGGUGGUUGGAUUUCACCACAAGAAGGGCUGCCAGGUAGAGUUUUCUUACCCACCCUUGAUCCCUGGGGAAGGACAUGACAGCAACAUCUUACCAGGAGAAUGGAAGUACCUGCCAUUUCUUGCAUUGCCAGAUGGUGCACACAACUUUCAAGAAGACACAAUAUUUUUUCACCUCCCGCCAAGAAGUGGGGAACGGAAGACCGUUUAUGGCGUCUCUUGUUACAGACAGAUUGAAGCAAAGACUUUGAAAGUACGUCAAGCAGAUGUUACCCGGGAAACUGUACAGAAAAGUGUUUGUGUUUUGAGUCAGCUGCCACUUUAUGGAUUACUUCAAGCAAAACUUCAGUUAAUCACUCAUGCCUAUUUUGAAGAGAAGGAUUUUUCACAGAUAUCAAUUCUAAAGGAACUGUAUGAUCAUAUGAAUAGCUCAUUUACAUGGAGUACAUUAGAAGGAUCACAAUUGUAUCUGGGCCUAUCUCCACGGGACCUGGUACUUCAAUUUAGACAUAAGGUCCUAUUUUAUGUCUCUCCUGUUCAUAGAUUAGUGGGUGCAUUAAUGACUGUCUUAUCGCUUUUCCCAGGCAUGAUUGAGCAUGGACUCACAGACAGCUCUCACUACAGGCCCCGACAAAGUAUUGCAGAUGAAUUCUCUUCAGUUGUGACAUCCCAGGACUGUAUUCCUGUAGCUUCCUCUGAAAGUUUUAAGUCCAAAGAUGAAAACAAUGAAACUAAAACCAACAGUUUUUUAGAGGACAACAAAUCAGAAAGACCAAUUUCCGAGCCUAGUGUAGAUUUAAAUGGUAGCAUUGAACAUCUGAAGCCUCCAUCUCAUAAAUCUCCUGAAUCUAUUGAGAGUGACUGGGAAACACUGGAUCCAAGCAUCCUAGAGGAGUGUAUUACAGGAGAGGAAGGGGAAGUAUGGAAUGUGGGGCCAGGGGAAUCUGACACUCUCAUUAAGGACACCGUAACAUCAGGAAGUGUUCCCAUUACCGUUCAGCCUCAGUCAAAAACAGGCCAGGCAACAUUUGUUCCUGGGCUGAUAUCUGGUCUAGAAGAGGACAAGUAUGGAAUGCCUUUAGCAAUAUUUACUAAGGGUUACCUGUGCUUACCGUAUAUGGCACUGCAGCAGCAUCAUCUGCUCUCCGAUGUCAGCAUACGUGGUUUUGUGGCUGGAGCUACCAACAUCCUUUUUCGACAACAGAAACACUUGAGUGAUGCCAUUGUUGAGGUUGAAGAAGCAAGAAUCAAUAUUCAUGACCCAGAGCUGAGGAAGGUGCUAAACCCAACCACAGCUGACCUCCGCUUCAUUGAUCACUUAGUAAAACAUGUUACUGAAAACCGGGAUGAUGUUUUCCUUGAUGGCACAGGCUGGGAGGGUGGUGACGAAUGGAUCCGGGCACAGUUUGCACUUUACCUUCAUUCUUUGCUGUCUGUUACCACGCAACCAGGUAAUGCAACUCGGGGUAUGCCCCUCGGCAUCUUCACUUCCUAUAAACAGUGUAUAGAACGUGAUGACGUCGCGACCUUUGACCACUGCAGUGGCGGGGAGAGGCACUGGGACCAUCCAUUCCAGGGCCAUUACAGUGUAGCAGAUGUGAAGUUAAGGCUUUCACAUUCUGUACAGAACAGUGAGAGGGGCAAGAAGAUAGGCAAUGCCGUUGCUUCUACUAGCCGCAAUGUGGUACAGACCAGUAAAGCUGUAGGUCAAUCAGUUGGAGGAGCCCUCAUCAGUGCAAAGUCAGCCAUGUCCUCCUGGCUUUCUACCUUCUCUCAGCUAGGAACCCCGGAAUCCCAAGAAGAGAAGCAGUGAAUAUAAUAUUUGUUCUCUAUGACCAUUGCCUUUCUCUGGAUGUACAACACAUUUUCUCCGUUUCAGACCAGUUUUGUCCUAACAAAUGAACUGUGCUGGUCGUUCCACAUAAGAACACAUACUGAAAUUGGAUUAAUAAUGGUUAAUGAAGUUGUCUUUUGUAUAGUUUACAUUGUACAUGUUCUUUUACUCGGUGCGUAAAUCAAUUUAAUUUAUUU
Molecule: messenger RNA, 2172 nt
Organism: Nanorana parkeri
Lineage: Eukaryota; Metazoa; Chordata; Amphibia; Anura; Dicroglossidae
Gene: AVL9
Product: AVL9 cell migration associated
Exons: 15
Coding region: 77-1954 (625 amino acids)
Cellular component (GO): cytoplasm
Source: RefSeq, a predicted model, not a curated record